Botrytis deweyae is the source of this 1284-nucleotide messenger RNA. RefSeq lists its product as uncharacterized. Gene Ontology annotation, cellular component: nuclear exosome (RNase complex); nucleolus; cytoplasmic exosome (RNase complex). The record is from RefSeq and is a predicted model, not a curated record. NCBI's taxonomy places the organism in Eukaryota, Fungi, Ascomycota, Leotiomycetes, Helotiales, Sclerotiniaceae. The coding region runs from base 86 to 853 and encodes 255 amino acids. The transcript has 3 exons. Gene Ontology annotation, biological process: poly(A)-dependent snoRNA 3'-end processing; rRNA catabolic process; nuclear mRNA surveillance.
GCUCUGCUCAAGCUUUGAAAGAUUUCAAUCUCAUUCAUAAUAAAUCUGGACUUCACAUCUACGCCCCCCCAUACUAACAAACAAAAUGGUCAGCUCAACCGAACCUACAACCAUACUAUCGCCUCUUCAUAGAGUAGAUGGUUCUGCUAGCUUCUCACAAAAUGGUUAUACUAUCAUUGGCGCUGUAAACGGUCCUAUCGAAGUUCAGAGACGUGAUGAGUUGCCAGAAGAAGCGGCUAUAGAUGUGAUAGUGAGACCAGCUGCUGGUGUUGGAGGUACCAGGGAGAGACAUCUUGAAGCAAUCCUUCAAUCUUCUUUACGCCAAAUAAUCCUCAUCCACAAUUUUCCCCGAACCCUUAUUCAAGUUACAUUACAAAUUACAAGUACACCGGAAAAUGAUACUGCUUGGUCAAAACUUGUACAGGCCAGCUCGAACCUUCCCUUACUCCCUGCCCUCCUCCAAACGUCGGUUCUGACCUUAUUAUCCGCUUCUAUACCGCUUUCUAUGACCAUGACAUCAGUAUUGCUUGCCUUGAAGAAUACCGAGAAAGGCACGACUAUAAUAGAAAACCCUACUCCUCUGGAUUGUCAAGAUGCUGCUUCAGUCCAUGUAUUGGCAUUCACAUCACACGGGGAGCUUCUUGUUGCAGAAAGUGAGGGAAGUUUCGAUUUGGAUGAAUGGGAAGAAGUAUACGAGCAUGGAAAGGGUCUAUGCUGCAAAGGUCAUGGAUUGGCGGAGGAUGAUAUCAUGCAUGAAGAUGGGCUUGAGAAUGAGGCACCUUCAAGCAUGAUGAUGUUCGUCAAGUCGGCAGUACAAGAAAAAGUUGCUACCGAUCUCCAUUGGAAAGGUUGAAAAUGUUCUAUCAAUGUUACCGCUGUCAUCCAAACGUCAGGACCGUAAUGUGGUUUCAUCUUGGAUACGGGAACGGGGAAAGCCCACACGUGAAAAAUGCAUACGAGGGCUGGUGCCGCAUAUCGAAACGAGUUAUGAACGCGAUCUGAGUUGGGAUCAAGGUCGUUUUUCUGAGUACCAAUUACGGAAGAGAUGUGAGCAAACAAUGUUAUCCGAGGCAUUAAAGGAUGUGUGUAUCGGGAAUCUGAUACAACAUGUCAAGGUCCCACGUUUCAUCCUCCGUCGACCAUUCCCGAUAAAGGUAGCAAAUUCAAACGUUCACUGGAGAUGAGUAUUCUAAGUCGAGUCAGACAAGGAAAUCCAGGAAGUACUCAAUUGCGAUUGCAGAUUUGCGCAGGGACUUUUGUACUUUUUUGAGAGUAACUCCCGAU